UGGUCUUCUUUUUUGACGUGGUUAUUCGAUAUCUUCCAAUCUGCGAGUGGUUGGUAUCUUUAUAUUUGAAGGAAGAACUGAAUAAGUCCGUAAGAGGUCACUUCAGAAAAAGAGUUUUUUACACUGCCGGUUUUCCCUUCCUACAUCCCGUAGGCGUGCCAAAAUGCGUGCUCAAAUACAAUAUUCAUACCAAAAAAAACAGUUACCAGGAUUUUUCCCGAUGCUAUUGUCCCUCAUGCUUAUUGGAUAUUCGUCUGCCCAGAGGGUGGCUCCAGGCGUUCCUCCGCAACACUAUCAACAAGUCCCAGUGCAGCACGCUCAGCAACCGCAAUAUCAGCAGCAGCAACAACAAGUGCACCAUGCUCCUAAUGUUCCGCCGCAAAAUUAUCAACAACAAGCGCAAUAUCAGCAAGUGCCUGUCCAACAACAACCUCAAUAUCAACAGCAACAACAACCAGUGCAGCAACCAAUCCAACAACAGCAACAACCACAAUUUCAACAGCCUCCACAACCGGUACAGCAGCAACAUCCGCCUCAUCAGGCUCACCACGGGCAACAGCAAGUCUUAAAUGCAGCAAAUAUGGAACAUGAAAGAGCUCACAUUCAGGAGCAUAUGCAGGUUCCAAUCGAUACGAGUAAAAUGUCUGAAGCAGAGCUGCAAUUUCACUACUUUAAAAUGCAUGAUUCUGACAACAACAAUAAAUUAGAUGGCUGUGAAUUAAUAAAAUCACUUAUACACUGGCACGAGCAAGGAAGUAAAGAGCAACAGCAUAACGAGCAAGCACCACAUGUUGAAGAGAAAAUAUUUUCUGAUGAAGAGCUAGUAGCAUUAAUAGAUCCCAUUUUGCAAAUGGAUGAUACGUCACGCGACGGUUACAUCGACUAUCCUGAAUUUAUAAAGGCGCAACAAAAGGCUGUGGCAGCAUCACAACAAAAACAACAGCAGCAACCUCAAAACGGACAGUAAAGUGUUGCAAACGAGAAUGUUUCACUUUGUUAAUAAGUCGCCUGUACUGCUUAAGUAGAAUUCUAAAGACUCCAUGACAGAAUAAUUUGCGAAAAAAUGUGAUUUAAAUUGUUUUAAAAUUUUUGUAAUUUUCCAAAAAUAAUAUAUUUCGCAACUGCAUCUAUAUAUAUAAGUAUGUAAUAGGAUGUACGUAUAUAAAUUUGUUUGUUUCGUUUUGAUCUUGAUCAUUCCACGUAAAAGGCAACUUUUCUAUUGAUUAAAACAAUGAAAUUAAUGUAGAUAUAAUUUUGCAUACGAACAAAUAUAAUUUUAAAUAUUUUGGCAACUGUU
Molecule: messenger RNA, 1297 nt
Organism: Anastrepha ludens (Mexican fruit fly)
Lineage: Eukaryota; Metazoa; Arthropoda; Insecta; Diptera; Tephritidae
Exons: 5
Coding region: 164-967 (267 amino acids)
Molecular function (GO): calcium ion binding
Source: RefSeq, a predicted model, not a curated record